CAGACGCGAUCUUCCCGUCCAUCCACCGCGCCGCAUAAGCAGCUCCCACGUCGCUCAUCUAAUUCGUUGAUCGGCUUGCCUAGACAUUACCGUCUGUGCUCAGCUCCAGCUUCAAACCCUAGAUCACUACCGACCUGUCAGAGUGGUACUGCGCCCUGGCUAAAAGAAACAGUAUUUAAUCGUGGCUUUGCGGGCGAAACUCUUCAUGUAACCUCGCGGGCAUCCUGACCACCCCCCAACCCUCGCCCUCAAUCCGAUGCUGCUGCAGCGAAAGCAUGAACGACGAAGAAUUCUUUUCCGAUGAUGCGACCCUCGACGCCCUUGACGAAGACCAACUACGCGCUCUGGAGGAGGAGGCGGUGAGGAGCACUCAGCAGUCAGAACAGCAUUUCGCGCACAACGACGAUCACUAUGUUCACCCUCCGCAGUACCACUACCAGAAUCCGUCACAACAUCUGGGCGUCCGUACCACCGCGUUUAAACCCCCAAGGCAACAGAAUGUGCAACAAAGACAACAACAACAGCAAAACAAUUACCAGAGACCUCCGUCGAGCUAUGUUCCAUACUCGCAGCUGCAGCGCGGCGCUGCCACCACCACCACCGCCUCGAAUCAUCUCAAGCCCCACCAGCGACCAUUCGUCCCUCCCCAACGCGGUGGCUACAGCUACAUCGAAGAGCCGACGCUACCCGCCUACGUUUCCAACACCGCGACGGCGAAGCACCAGGUUCCAGUCACUGUCGACGAGGUUUCGUCCGACUACGGGGACAUUGAAGGGCUCGGGGAGUCGGCCGAGCUGUGGGAGGAGACGGCGCCUACCGCACUGAAUGCGCACCAUGAAGUCCAGGAGUAUCCGGUCAUUGGCGGAGGCGCGGAUGUGUACCAGCCCGCAGAGGGUGUGCAGGAUUGGAUCGAGCAGCAGGAGGAGCUGGGACAGAUUGUGGAAGAUGUGGUUAUGGCUAAUAGCCAGCACGAUACUACUGGGGCGACCACCAAUGAUGUCUACGCACAGCAGCAGCAGCAGCAACUGCAGGUGGAUGUGGACGUUUACAAGGUGCAGAUAGCGCAGCUCGAGAGACAAGCGGAGCAGAUGAGACAACAGCUUCAGCAAGUCCAGCAGGCAAAAGUCGGCGAAGUUGCAAUCGUACGAAACAAGCUCGAACAGACCAGCCGUGAACACGAGCGGAAACUGGCAUCUGUACAGAAAGUGCACGCCGAAGACGAGCAGAAAAAGCUGUCGGAAAUCGAAGCGUUAAAGGCAGAAAGAGACCGGCUACUCACGGAAGGGUUAUUCCGACAGAAAGAACUGGAUGAACUCGUCAGGAAGGAAAAGGUGGCCCGGAAGAAACAGGAACUGGCGGCCUUUACACAGAUACCCAAGAGUCAAGAGGUGACCAUGGUCGACAUUGACGCAUCCCGGAAUCGUACCUCGACACCAAAGAAGAAUAAGAGCUAUGCACAUAGGGAUGGGUUCGAAGAUGAUGAUAUGUUUACAGCCCCAAGUCCGUCCAGACGAGCCAUGAAGAUGGGGACUCCAAUAAAGUCAGGUCUCAAACGGAAACGCUCCGUCAAUGGCAGCCCUCUGCCUCAACUACCGCUCAGUCAAUCUCGUAGCAGCAUGAUGAUGCAGGUUGACAGGAUUCCCAUGGUGGACGAUAAGGUGUUAGAGAGACUUUUCUCCCACGAUGAUCGGUUGGAGUUCUUCGAGGCGAUAAUACUACAUAGAUGUUCCAUCACGCAGGAGCGGAUCUUUGACGCAUUGAUGAGAUACUCGUUCCCGUCGACGCCAAAGAUGACAAUCUCCUCAUACUUUCUGGACAAACUCACCACAUUGCGUGCAUCGGCAGAAAAGCAGGCGUUUUCGGUUGGCGUUUCUCGGGUUUUGCUUGGCAUUUGGGCUCGGUGUCUGGAAGAAAAGUUUUUUGGCCCGUUGUCCAUGGUGGUGGAAUUGUUUCGGUUUGGGAUUCUUUGGACUCAGGGUAGUCAUUGCUUCGAGGUGAUGGACGAGGCACUGGCCAUCUUGCAAGAAACGGUGGACAUCAAUGCGGCCCCGAUGGCGAUGACACGCGAGUACGUACUGAAGGACGGAGUGCCGACCAUCGCUUGUCUCAAGAUCAUGGAAGACAUUGCGCUGACGACUCUCGGAGAUGAGGCGCACGUGAGAAGAUUCUGGAAGCAGAUCCGCGUCGAUUUCCCCAUCAUGUGUCUGCACCCCACACAGCCGUUGGACGUUAUCCGCCGCAUGGCCAGCGUCCUCUGCACAUCGGUCGUGAGCGAUUCCUUCGGCCCGAUCACGAGCGCGCAGCGCAAGAACGAAGCUUUCCUGCUCGAAGCCGCCACGAAACCACUCGAGAUGGUGCCGAGGCAGCCGUCGAAAGAUAAGAAAUACACCCCGGUACAGGUUUUGGAACUGCGGCAGACGCUGGUGCAGUUCCUGGGCAGUGUCUGUAGCAUCGAACUAGGAAUGCUGGCAUUGGCGAAGCACGAGCGUGCUGUGCUGCGCCUGGCGCUCAGGAUCGGGGAGGAGGUGGAUCAGUGCUACGAAUGGAGGCUGGGGGAGGGGAUCAGAAUCGAUUUCAUCAACUUUGCUGUCCGCCUCCUCCACGGCAUAAUCACUAGCCAUCCCGAAGAAGCCAACGGGAAACUGGCCACGAACCAUAAACAUCUCGUGUCGAUGGUGCGAUUGGCCUUUAGCGAAGGGAUUGCCCAGGAAGCGGGGUUGGAAAGCGAUGCUGUCGAUUGUGCGUUCGCCCUGUUGGAGAAUAUGGUUACGCCCGAUGAGGCACUGGCGCUGGAGAGGAUGUUUAAUACGUGAUGUCGUUUCUUCUUGCUGUUUCGUUCGUAGGGGAGCUGGUCAGGCAAGCGCUAGGAUAGCAUAAAUGUCUGAUGUAGAGUACUGUAGACCAUAUUUAGCCACAGAGUGGCUGUCGCCGCGAAGUAGCACGAUGCGACGAUUAAUCCUGCACGAUCUCUUCACAAGCCAUGACUCGCUGCACGACCAUAUAUCCAGCCUCAUCGCAACGUCGGGUCUUGUCUUGUCCUUUUCCUCCCACCCCGCUGCAUGCCUGUCCGGCACAUCACACAAUCGCGAUGUUGGGAUUCCGUCCUCCACGAUUGAGCACUGGGACGUUGGGAUAUUGCGGAGUCCGGCCGUCGUCCUCGUCUGCUGCGCGAACGGAAGAUACUAGCAUCUGGUGGGGUUUCGGUUGGCUACGGUGCGGG
Molecule: messenger RNA, 3220 nt
Organism: Tricharina praecox
Lineage: Eukaryota; Fungi; Ascomycota; Pezizomycetes; Pezizales; Pyronemataceae
Exons: 7
Coding region: 276-2813 (845 amino acids)
Source: RefSeq, a predicted model, not a curated record